UGCAAAUGAGGCAAUCGGUCCUCUGAAGAACGAACACAGACGUGUAUCUUCCACUCACGAGACUCAGCAGGAUGGAGGGUCUAUUGCUGAGUGUGGUGUUGUGCACCCUAUUGUCGCUCUCGCUCUGCUAUGAUUCUCAGGAAAGCACCGAAUCCUUUGAAGAUGUGUUCAUGAGUCCUAACCAGGCUAACUCCUUCUUCAAUCCGUACCAAGGAAACCCCUACCAAAACCUCCCGCGAAACUACUACAACAACUACAACCUGAUGAGGACCAUCAAGUCUCCAGCGGAGCGGCGAGCAGAGACCUGUGAGGACUACUCCCCCUGUCGCUUCUACGCCUUCCGCCAUGGCUUCCAGCAGGCCUACCAGAGGUACUUCGGCUCCAGGAACCCGGCCCAGACUCCGGUCCAGGCUCCCGUCAGGAGCCCAGUCAGAAGUCCGGUCCAGGCUCCAAUCCGGAACCCCAUCCCGAGUCCAGUCCAGUCUCGUGGCCGGAAUCCAGUCCGGAAUAUAGCGCAGAGUCCAGUGCGGAGUCCAGUCCGGAGUCCGGUCCGAAAUCCGGUCCGGGGUCCGGUCCGUGGUCCGGUCCGUGGUCCAGUCCGGAAUCCUGUCGUGGCUCCUCCCCGAAGUCAGGCCAUGAAUCGAGGCCGGAGUCCGGUCAGGAACCUGGUCCAGAACCCAGGGUGGAACCCGUUUGGGAUCCGUCAGUACUAAACAGAAUCAGCUUCUGAAAUAUCAGUAUAUCCUUCUCCUCUGUGUGUUCACUGUGCUUUGGUUGUGGCCAAACUCUUUUAAGAUGAUAUCAGGCUAUUUUAAGUAAUUUUAUAAAUGUUAUAUAAUAUGUUGUUAUAGCAACCAUGGAGCCAGAGGGCCCUGUCAUGUGACUUUGAAUGUGAGUCAUGUGACUUUGGAGUCUGGAUCUAAGAUUGGCUAAGCUAAGACUAGGCUGUGCUAAGGUUAGGCUAUGCUAUAGCUAGCCCAUUCUAAGGUUUUGCUACACUAAGGUCAGUAUACGCUGUCAGGCUAAGCUAAGGCUAGGCUACACAAGGGCUCUGCUAAGGUUAGAGUACCGGCCAGGCUAUGCUAAUGUUACGUUACAGUAAGUUUAGGCUACACUAAACUACUUCAUGCUAUUACCAGGCUUCGCUAACGCUAAUCUACAGCUAGGCUAUGCUUAAGGGCUGAUUAUGGUCCCACGGUCAUGCAACGCAAGGAGGUUACGGCCCAUUACGUCCUUGCGGACCCUCCUUGCGUCCAACGAAAGGGCCUGACGGGCACCUCACAAAAAUGUCUAUCCUUUCGUCGAGGCGACACAGCAGCAAGGGCUGUGAUUGGUCGGCUUACUAAAGCCCGAUGCAGAACCAUAAAGGUUCACGACUGAGUCGAAGGGUCUGCUUGGUCAUUGCGUUGCGUGAACUUGGGACCAUAAUCAGCCCUUUAAUCUACACUACCCUCAGGCUUGCCCACUCUAAAGCUAGCCUGCACUAAGGCUACAAUAAGGCUAUGCUAGUCUCAAACACCGGAUUUCUGAUUACUGUUCUAACGUCUGAUGGCAGACAAGCACAGAUCUGGGUGUUUCUUUGUCUUUUGCUUCAUAUUUGUUUGGCCUACUCCUGUAGCUUGUAGUCGGGAUCUGUAAGAGCUUUAAGAAUAAAAUGAUAAUAAUAUGUAAUAUAAUAAUAAUAAUAACAAAGUGUCUGUAAAGGUUUCCAAUCAACACUGUGUCGACCGCCCGCUGUAGAAACACACUAAUAAUUAAUUGCUGGAACAUAUCAGGACUGCUGAUCAGAGUUGAGGUCUAUGCUAAGGCUUUACUAAUGCUAGCAUAUGCCAAGAGUAGGUCUCAAGCGGACUGUGUAAUUAGCUGUGUGUUUGGUCCAGUCCGGAGCAGAGACUCUGGGACUCUGUAAUCUGCAGUGUGGCUCCCGAACCCCAAAGUCUCGGUGGUGGAAGAGUUCAACAUCAAUAUUCAGACAGAUGUUUAUCUUCAAUAAAAACAUGUAUGU
Molecule: messenger RNA, 2005 nt
Organism: Gadus chalcogrammus (walleye pollock)
Lineage: Eukaryota; Metazoa; Chordata; Actinopteri; Gadiformes; Gadidae
Gene: mgp
Product: matrix Gla protein
Exons: 5
Coding region: 72-713 (213 amino acids)
Cellular component (GO): extracellular region
Molecular function (GO): calcium ion binding
Source: RefSeq, a predicted model, not a curated record